CAGGUCCCCAAUUCUAAAACACAAUGUCGCAACGGGAUGCAGAUAAGUACCUUUAUGUGGACAAAAACAUCAUUAAUAACCCUCUGUCUCAGGCUGACUGGGCAGCUAAGAAGCUGGUAUGGGUUCCGUCUGAGAAGAAUGGGUUUGAGGCAGCUAGCCUGAAGGAAGAAGUAGGAGAUGAGGCUGUGGUGGAACUGGCAGAGAAUGGGAAGAGAGUGAAAGUAAAUAAGGAUGACAUCCAGAAGAUGAACCCUCCCAAAUUCUCUAAAGUGGAAGAUAUGGCAGAGCUGACAUGCCUGAAUGAGGCUUCUGUUCUUCACAACCUAAAGGAGAGAUACUACUCGGGACUGAUCUAUACCUACUCAGGCCUGUUCUGUGUGGUAAUCAAUCCUUACAAGAACCUGCCCAUAUACUCGGAAGAAAUAGUGGAGAUGUACAAAGGCAAAAAGAGACAUGAGAUGCCGCCUCAUAUCUAUGCCAUCACAGACACAGCCUACAGGAGUAUGAUGCAAGAUCGAGAGGAUCAGUCCAUCCUUUGCACAGGUGAAUCGGGAGCUGGUAAAACAGAGAACACCAAGAAGGUCAUUCAGUAUCUGGCUCACGUUGCUUCCUCGCACAAGUCUAAAAAAGACCAGAGUUUUCCCGGAGAACUGGAGAGACAGUUGCUCCAGGCUAAUCCCAUCCUGGAGGCUUUUGGAAAUGCCAAGACGGUAAAGAAUGACAACUCCUCAAGAUUUGGCAAGUUCAUCAGAAUCAACUUUGAUGUCAACGGUUACAUUGUUGGAGCCAAUAUUGAGACUUAUCUGCUGGAGAAGUCACGUGCAAUUCGUCAAGCCAAAGAGGAGAGAACCUUCCACAUCUUUUACUACCUGCUGUCUGGUGCAGGGGAACAUUUGAAGACUGACCUGCUGUUGGAGCCUUACAACAAAUACCGCUUCCUUUCCAAUGGGCAUGUUACCAUCCCGGGUCAGCAGGACAAAGACAUGUUUCAGGAGACCAUGGAGGCAAUGAAGAUCAUGGGCAUCCCAGAUGAGGAGCAGAUAGGUCUGCUGAAGGUUAUCUCAGGUGUUCUUCAACUUGGCAACAUAGUCUUCAAGAAGGAGCGUAAUACAGACCAAGCCUCUAUGCCAGAUAACACAGCUGCUCAGAAAGUGUCUCACCUUCUGGGUAUCAAUGUGACGGAUUUCACUAGAGGUAUCCUGACUCCUCGCAUCAAAGUUGGGCGAGAUUAUGUCCAGAAAGCUCAGACCAAAGAGCAGGCUGACUUUGCCAUUGAAGCGCUGGCUAAAGCCACUUAUGAACGUAUGUUCCGGUGGCUGGUUAUGCGGAUCAACAAGGCAUUGGAUAAGACCAAGCGGCAAGGUGCAUCCUUCAUUGGAAUCCUUGACAUUGCUGGCUUUGAGAUCUUCGAGCUGAACUCCUUUGAGCAGUUAUGCAUUAACUACACAAAUGAAAAGUUGCAGCAGCUCUUUAACCACACCAUGUUCAUUCUGGAGCAAGAGGAGUACCAGAGGGAGGGCAUAGAGUGGAAUUUCAUUGACUUUGGCCUGGAUCUGCAGCCCUGCAUUGACCUCAUAGAGAAGCCGGCUGGGCCUCCUGGUAUCCUGGCCCUGCUGGAUGAAGAGUGCUGGUUCCCAAAAGCAACAGACAAAAGCUUUGUGGAAAAAGUUGUACAAGAACAGGGCACCCACCCCAAAUUUCAGAAGCCAAAACAGUUGAAAGACAAAGCUGACUUCUGUAUCAUACAUUAUGCUGGCAAGGUGGAUUAUAAAGCAGAUGAAUGGCUGAUGAAGAACAUGGAUCCGCUGAAUGAUAACAUUGCCACUCUUCUCCACCAGUCAUCGGAUAAGUUUGUGUCUGAGCUGUGGAAAGAUGAGAUGCAGAACGUUCAGAGAGCCUAUUUCUAUCAACACUUUCCUAUUCUUCAUCUAGAACCAGUUGACCGUAUCGUUGGGCUGGAUCAGGUAGCUGGUAUGUCAGAUACAGCACUGCCAGGGGCCUUUAAAACCAGGAAGGGUAUGUUCCGAACAGUGGGACAACUCUAUAAGGAGCAGCUGGCUAAACUGAUGGCUACCUUGAGGAACACCAACCCUAACUUUGUCCGUUGCAUUAUCCCCAACCAUGAAAAAAAGGCUGGAAAACUAGAUCCCCACUUGGUCCUCGACCAGCUUCGCUGUAAUGGAGUGCUGGAGGGAAUCCGUAUUUGUCGUCAAGGUUUCCCCAACAGAGUUGUGUUCCAGGAAUUCAGACAAAGAUAUGAAAUCCUAACUCCAAAUGCAAUUCCAAAAGGAUUCAUGGAUGGAAAGCAGGCUUGUGUGCUGAUGAUCAAAGCAUUGGAGUUGGAUUCCAACCUCUACCGAAUUGGACAGAGUAAAGUGUUCUUCAGAGCUGGAGUCCUUGCUCAUCUUGAAGAAGAGAGAGACCUGAAGAUCACAGAUGUCAUUAUUGGCUUCCAAGCAUGCUGCAGAGGCUACUUGGCCAGAAAAGCUUUUGCCAAGCGCCAGCAGCAAUUGACAGCCAUGAAAGUGCUUCAGAGAAACUGUGCUGCCUAUUUGAAGCUGAGGAACUGGCAAUGGUGGAGGUUAUUCACCAAGGUGAAACCCCUUCUGCAAGUAAGCAGACAGGAAGAGGAGAUGAUGGCCAAGGAAGAAGAACUAAUAAAGGUCAAGGAGAAGCAGCUGGCUGCAGAAAAUAGACUGAGUGAGAUGGAGACCUUCCACGCCCAGCUAAUGGCAGAGAAGAUGCAGCUGCAGGAACAGUUGCAAGCAGAAACUGAACUCUGUGCUGAAGCUGAGGAGAUAAGAGCCCGCCUGACAGCCAAGAAACAAGAACUGGAGGAGAUAUGUCAUGACCUGGAAGCAAGAGUGGAGGAAGAGGAAGAACGGUGUCAACAUCUGCAGGCUGAAAAAAAGAAAAUGCAACAGAAUAUCCAGGAACUAGAGGAGCAGCUUGAAGAAGAGGAAAGUGCAAGGCAGAAGUUGCAGCUAGAAAAAGUGACCACAGAGGCCAAAUUGAAGAAACUGGAAGAAGAUGUGAUGGUUCUGGAAGAUCAGAAUCUCAAAUUGGCUAAGGAAAAGAAACUGUUGGAAGACAGGAUGUCUGAAUUUACAACAAACCUGACAGAGGAGGAGGAGAAAUCUAAGAGUUUAGCCAAACUCAAGAAUAAGCAUGAGGCCAUGAUCACAGACCUUGAAGAACGUCUGCGACGUGAAGAAAAGCAGAGGCAAGAAUUGGAAAAGACUCGUCGAAAGCUUGAAGGGGACUCCAGUGAUCUGCACGACCAGAUUGCUGAGCUGCAGGCUCAGAUUGCAGAACUCAAAAUGCAGCUGGCCAAGAAGGAAGAGGAGCUGCAGGCAGCCUUAGCUAGGGUGGAAGAAGAGGCGGCUCAGAAGAACAUGGCCCUGAAAAAGAUCAGGGAACUUGAAUCCCAGAUCACUGAGCUGCAGGAAGAUCUGGAGUCAGAGAGAGCAUUCAGGAAUAAAGCUGAAAAACAGAAGCGGGAUCUGGGAGAAGAGCUGGAAGCAUUGAAAACAGAGCUAGAGGACACGCUAGAUUCUACAGCUGCUCAGCAAGAGCUCAGGUCGAAGAGAGAACAAGAAGUAACGGUUUUGAAGAAGACCCUUGAAGAUGAGGCAAAGACACAUGAGGCUCAAAUCCAAGAGAUGAGGCAGAAACAUUCACAAGCUAUUGAAGAGCUGGCAGAACAGUUAGAACAAACCAAACGGGUGAAAGCAAAUCUUGAAAAAGCAAAACAGGCUCUGGAAAGUGAGAGGACUGAACUGGCCAAUGAGGUGAAGGCCCUUCUGCAGGGCAAAGGGGAUGCUGAGCACAAGAGGAAAAAGGUAGAUGCUCAGCUCCAAGAACUGCAGGUGAAAUUCACAGAAGGUGAAAGAGUGAAGACUGAACUGGUUGAGAGGGUUAACAAAUUGCAGGUCGAGUUGGACAAUGUCACAGGUCUCUUGAACCAGUCUGACAGCAAAUCAGCCAAAUUAGCAAAGGACUUCUCUGCUUUGGAAUCACAACUUCAGGAUACACAGGAGCUGCUGCAGGAGGAGACUCGCCUAAAACUGAGCCUCAGCACCAAGCUGAAGCAAAUGGAGGAUGAGAAGAACAGUUUCAAAGAGCAACUGGAAGAAGAAGAGGAAGCAAAGAGAAACCUGGAGAAACAGAUCACUGUGCUUCAGCAACAGGCAAUAGAUGCAAAGAAAAAGAUGGAUGAUGGGCUGGGCUGCCUUGAGUCAGCAGAGGAAGCCAGGAAGAAGCUUCAGAAGGACUUGGAGGGCUUGAGCCAGCGUUAUGAAGAGAAGACAGCUGCAUAUGACAAGCUGGAAAAAACAAAGACCCGCCUGCAGCAAGAGCUGGAUGACCUUGCUGUGGACCUGGAUCAUCAGCGGCAGAUCGUUUCCAACCUAGAGAAGAAGCAGAAGAAGUUUGAUCAGCUAUUGGCAGAGGAGAAAAGCAUCUCUGCCAAGUAUGCAGAAGAACGGGACCGUGCUGAGGCAGAAGCCCGUGAGAAGGAGACUAAGGCCCUCUCCCUGGCCAGAGCCCUGGAAGAAGCCAUAGAGCAGAAAGCUGAGCUGGAAAGAAUCAAUAAGCAGUUCCGUGCAGAGAUGGAAGACCUGAUGAGUUCAAAGGAUGAUGUUGGGAAAAGUGUCCAUGAGCUGGAGAAGGCCAAGCGAGCCCUGGAGCAGCAGGUGGAAGAGAUGAAGACACAGUUGGAAGAGCUGGAAGAUGAACUGCAGGCCACAGAGGAUGCCAAACUGCGGCUAGAAGUGAACCAACAGGCCAUGAAGGCACAGUUUGACCGGGACCUCCAGGGACGUGAUGAACAGAAUGAAGAGAAGAAGAAACAGCUGAUUAGACAAGUGCGGGAGAUGGAGGUGGAAUUGGAAGAUGAACGGAAACAGCGCUCCAUUGCUGUGGCUGCCAGGAAGAAGCUAGAGAUGGACCUGAAGGAUUUGGAAAGCCAUAUAGACACUGCUAACAAGAAUCGUGAAGAAGCCAUCAAGCAGCUCCGCAAACUGCAGGCACAAAUGAAGGAUUACAUGCGGGAACUGGAGGACACACGUACUUCCAGAGAAGAGAUCUUGGCCCAGGCCAAAGAAAAUGAGAAGAAGUUGAAGAGCAUGGAGGCAGAGAUGAUCCAAUUGCAGGAGGAGCUUGCAGCUGCUGAGCGUGCCAAGCGCCAGGCCCAGCAAGAAAGGGAUGAGCUGGCUGAUGAGAUUGCCAACAACAGUGGUAAAGGAGCACUGGCCAUGGAGGAAAAGAGACGCUUGGAAGCCCGGAUAGCUCAGCUGGAGGAGGAGUUGGAAGAAGAACAGGGCAACACAGAGAUAAUCAACGACCGGCUUAAGAAGGCAAAUCUUCAGAUCGAUCAGAUGAACGCGGACCUGAAUGCUGAGCGCAGCAACGCACAGAAGAAUGAGAACGCUCGCCAGCAGAUGGAGCGCCAGAACAAGGAGCUUAAGCUGAAACUGCAGGAGAUGGAGAGUGCAGUCAAGUCCAAGUACAAGGCUACCGUCACGGCCUUGGAAGCAAAGAUAGCACAGCUGGAAGAGCAGUUGGACAUGGAGACAAAGGAGCGCCAGGCUGCCAGCAAGCAAGUGCGCCGUGCCGAGAAGAAGCUGAAGGACAUCUUGCUGCAGGUGGAUGAUGAGAGGCGCAAUGCUGAGCAAUUCAAAGAUCAGGCGGACAAGGCAAACAUGCGCUUGAAGCAGCUGAAACGCCAGCUUGAGGAAGCAGAAGAGGAGGCCCAGAGAGCCAAUGCAUCCCGUAGGAAGCUCCAGCGUGAGCUGGAGGAUGCCACUGAAACAGCUGAUGCAAUGAACAGAGAAGUCAGCUCCCUGAAGAGCAAACUCAGGCGCGGGGACCUGCCGUUUGUCGUGACACGUCGAAUUGUCAGGAAGGGUACAGGAGAGUGCUCCGAUGAGGAAGUGGACGGCAAGGCAGAGGCUGGUGAUGCCAAAGCUACUGAAUAAGUCUUCCCGUUUGACCCAGGUUACAUGUGAUGGAGUGACCCAUCCACCCUCCCCUCUUCCAUUGGACUUUCAGCAAACCCUGUCCUCCUAAAUUUGCUGGGGAUCUGCAGAGCAAGCCCAGCUCCGUGUAUCUGGAGCCAUGGGGCAUCUGUGUUCCUCAUUUCCUCCUCUUUCCAGUUUCCUAAUCCUCCUGUAUUUAAUGCCAAAGAGUUGGGUCUCUGAAAUCUGACCAGCAGUUUGGCCACCACAAAGGCCUGUAGAACUGUCCGUGCCAUGUCUGCUGGUGAAUCCGUACACAGUUUGG
This is a messenger RNA of Nestor notabilis (Kea), 6282 nucleotides long. It is a transcript of the gene MYH9, whose product is annotated as myosin, heavy chain 9, non-muscle. Gene Ontology annotation, cellular component: myosin complex. NCBI's taxonomy places the organism in Eukaryota, Metazoa, Chordata, Aves, Psittaciformes, Psittacidae. Bases 24 to 5978 code for a protein of 1984 amino acids. The record is from RefSeq and is a predicted model, not a curated record. The transcript has 42 exons. Gene Ontology annotation, molecular function: cytoskeletal motor activity; actin filament binding; ATP binding.